CAUUUGCUUCGCGACCGCAUUUUAUAGUGAAGUUAGUAGCGUACGAAAGCUGACAGCGUGUUUGGUGUUGAGCUGUUGAGUUCAUUGAGUCCAUUACGUGUCCCUUAACCAAGCCACGUCAAAAUAUUUAUUUCCUACAAUGGUGGAAAUUGAGUCUAUGAUGAGAUAUGUUUCUCCUAUAAACCCUGCAAUCUUCCCAUUAUUAGCAGUGGUAUUACUAGGGAUUGGAAUAUUCUUUACAGCAUGGUUCUUUGUAUACGAAGUUACUAGCACAAAAUUUACGAGGGAUAUGUUCAAAGAAUUGUUAAUCUCUCUAGUGGCAGCAAUAUUUUCUGGGUUCGGUGUAUUAUUCUUACUGCUGUGGGUUGGCAUUUAUGUAUAGGUGUAUUUUAUCGAUGUGAAAAAUAAAUUUUAAGACUAUAUCUAUUAGUAUUUAAAUAAUUAUAUAAUAAUUCCUCAUUACAUAAGAAUAAAAACAAUGUAUUUUUACUAAAACGUGCAAUGUAGUGUUUCAUCUAUACAUUUAUUACAUGGUAAAUAAGCAUUA
Molecule: messenger RNA, 547 nt
Organism: Hylaeus volcanicus
Lineage: Eukaryota; Metazoa; Arthropoda; Insecta; Hymenoptera; Colletidae
Gene: kud
Product: transmembrane protein 258
Exons: 3
Coding region: 140-382 (80 amino acids)
Biological process (GO): protein N-linked glycosylation
Cellular component (GO): membrane-bounded organelle
Source: RefSeq, a predicted model, not a curated record